AUAGAAUAAGAGGGGGAUGAAGGAGCGAAGUGGUUUAAAAACCCGUUGCUGGGUGAUGGCUGAGGUUUGAGAGGAGCGGUGGCGGUGUGGCGGUGGUGAUUGGGGUGGAAAUGCAAGGGUGGAGGGGUUUGUUCUUGGUUUCCCCCCCCUGGCGACACUAGCGCCACAGCAGAGGCUCCAGUCCGAGCUCAGCAUCACUCGUGGUUGUUUCGCGCGCGCAUACAAUCGGUGUUUGGCAGUUUUUCCGAAAAUCAACUUUUUUAUUUUAAAUAAAAGUGAAAAUAAAAGUAAAAAAAAAAAAUUUUUUUUAAGUAAAAAAAGUGAAGAAAAAAGUGAACGAAAAUUAUACAGUUGACAAAAAUUUCUACUAGGAAAAAAAGGUUACUACAAUGCUCAGUAGGAUAAUAAAAUUUCUCCUAUUGAAAACUUUUAGAUCGCCAAAAGUAUCGAUCUAGAUUUUUACCCAAGUUUUUUUUUUUUACACUGGAAUUUGAAAUCAUGCAAAAAUGGAAAACAAAACAGGAGAGUGUUUAUUGGAUCAUGUGAAACUUUACGAAAGUGAUAGAGAUCAAUGUCGCCGAAGAAAAAGUGUCCUAGGACGAGAUUGGUGCUUGAGGAUUGAUAAUAGUGUUUAGUGAGUGUCAAUUUUUUGAAUAAAAAUAUUCUUCGAGUGUUUUUAAAGGAUUAAGUGUACUAAAAAAAAAAUUAUUGAAAUUUUGUAAAUAAUAAAAAAAAAUGUGGAAGUGAUUGCAAAAAAAAAACAACAAUUUGUGCUGAAAAAAGUUUGUCAGGAGACCAAAGUGAGACCGAAAUAAGAAAAGUAAAUUAAUUGUUGAAAAUAAUAAAACUGUGUGAAGGUAGUAGUGACGACCGCCAAUGGGUCGAGCGAAAGAGCGCAGAUGUAAAAAUCAAUUAAUCAAAUUCUCGUUAUUGCACAACGAGUCGAAUAUAAAUUAUCAAAAUUCCCGGAUUUACUUACUGGGAGAGAGGAGAGGCCUUUUGUUUGAAUUUUUUCUCGCCAUCAGGAGAUAACGAGGCUAAUUGAAAAGAAUAAAUGUGUAACAAUGAUUCUAAUUGAGGAAGUACUUGUUUCAGUGUAGAUCGAAUCGAUUGCAAUUAGAAAAGUGGUUUUCUCUCUCUCUCAGGUGCAGUGAGAACAAUCGACAAUCAAUCGGUUAGAAUCGCGAGUUGGAGUAGUGUUAAAUUAAAGUCCUAUGGGUGGAGCGCAAGUAGUCCUACGGAGGAAUUCAAGUGUUUCAAGGAGUUGCUCCUUUUAGUUCCUUCAACCUCUCCCCCCCCCUGAGGAACGAUCCUUUUCUUCCUAUCGUCUUCCAUUUUCCCACCUCUUACCCCCCACCCCUCUAUCUUUUUCUUUUUUUCUUUCUUUCUUUCUUUCUCGCGAGGACGCCUUAACUCAACUGGAAAAAGACGCACUUUGCAAGGAAUUUCUCAUGGAAAUCUGAUGAUGGCUACUCUUAACUUUUUGAAAUUGCUGCUGCUGCUCAUCCUCGGAUGCUCGCAUGUCCUGCGUGCUGAUCCUGUUAUUUCGCCAACUGUCAAGAGUACAGGUGGUUCUAGUUUAGCCAGCGUCGUUGCAGGGAGUAAUAAGCCCACAAGAGCGUGGGAUAAACCUUAUUUUGACGACGUCUCGCCGCGAAAUGUGACGGCAAUCGUUGGUCAAAUGGCAGAAUUAAACUGUCACGUUAAACAUCCUGGCGACCGAACGGUUUCCUGGAUGCGUAAGAGGGAUUUACACAUAUUGACGUCGUCAAUUUUCACUUACACGGGGGAUGGAAGAUUUUCAGUGAAACAUCCUGAAGUGUCUGAUGAGUGGAGAUUAAGGAUCGAAUAUGUCCAGCCGAGGGACGCUGGCAUCUACGAAUGUCAAGUUAAUACAGAACCUAAGAUGAAUUUAGCCUUUAUGUUGAAAGUUGAAGAAAGUAGCCCUGUCCCUGCCACCACACCGAACGCCAUUCAUCGGACGUUCAGCUCAGCUGCACAAGCGAAAAUCCUAGGACCAGAAGAUGUCUAUGUGAAGAAAGGUAGUACAAUAAGCCUCACGUGCACGGUUAAUGUGCAAAGUACACCCCCGAGCAGCGUUUCGUGGCAUCACGGGAGUGCAGUAGUGGAUUUCGACAGUCCCAGGGGCGGAGUUUCCUUGGAGACGGAGAAAACUGAGAGUGGGACGACAAGUAAGCUCUUGGUGACACAAGCCAGAUUGAGCGACAGCGGAAAUUACACCUGCAUACCUAGUAACGCAAAUCCUGCCAGUGUGAUGGUCCACGUACUGAAUGGUGAGCAUCCAGCAGCAAUGCAGCAUGGCGGUAGUUGUGGUGUGGCUCCAACAAUCCUUCUAGCAACUUUAACCCUCUUAGUGGCAAAUUUACUGAGGUGAGCAGUCUCCCUGCGAUAAUACGCAAAUUCCAAGAAAGUUACCUAAUUAUAUAUAUUUACAAAGAAAAGUUGAAAAAAUCUUCAAGUUUUUCUAAAAUAAAAUCGAAUUUCAAAUUUUCAACAUCAAAAAUUUAAAGAUAUGGACUUAAAAAAAAGUGGUUGGAUAAAAAACACUCUCGAAAUCAGUGACAAAUCUGUGUGAGUAAAACUGAACUAUAAGUGUUGAUAUCAACGAAAUUCCCAAACGUGGAUUCUCACUUUAUUUAAAUUACAAAUUAUAGUAAAAUUUACAGUCGAGAAUCCCUGAAAAAAAAAUUUGUACAGGUAUGAGUGUAAAAUUACCUAAGGUGAUCGAUUUGAAAAUUUUAGCAUUAAGAAAAAUACUUUUUGUAAGAAAACCUGUUAUAUUAUUUCACAAACACUAAAAUGUAAAUUUAACACGAUUUUAGCAAAAAAAAAAGAAUUUUUUGACUGUUUUAAAAAGAGUUGUAGAAAAAAGAUAGAAUAUUGACGAGAAAAAAAAAUUGUUGAAUAUUUUUUAGUAUAAAUUUUUGUUACUAUUAUAAUUACGUAAUAUACACGGAAAAAGCCUACAUCCGUAAGUUUCUCUAAAAUAACAAAGGAAUUAAUUUGAAACAACUAAAAAUUUUUUUCCGUGUGUAAUAAUUAAUUAUAUAAUUCUAUGAUAAUAAUUAUUAUAGUCAGUGAUGUUCACUGAUUUAUUAUUAUUAAUUGUUUUUGUUUUAAAAAUAUUGUUUCUGUUGAGUGUGGAUAUAAAUAUAUUCUCUGAAAUGUGACUACGUCGUAUAUCACGAAGUGUUAAUAAAAAAAAAAGAAAAAAAAUGGGUGUGAGAAACGAGCUCUUACACCUUUCGCCAGAGCAUGAUAAUACUCGUAGGUAAAAUUUUAAGAUUAUUGAAUCUUUGUACAUAAAGAAUAUCACAACUAAUGAGCCUCAUGUACAGAAUUAUAAAUAUAUAUUAUUCAAUGGCUCAAGAGAAAUGAAAACAAAAAAAGUUCUAUAGACGAAAAAAACGUGGAAAAAAAAUCAACUUCAAGCGAAACGCUUUAACAUUUUAAGUCUGUUUAAAUUUAAUAUAAUUUAUACAUAUAAAUAUAUUUAUAAAUAUAUAUAAAAUAUAAAUUAAUGUACAGAAAACAAAAAAGAAACACUGUUCUGUUCCAAGUGGUAAAGAGAUUUUAUUUAAUAAAUAAAUAAUAAUUCUGAAUUUGUUGAUAAUUUCGAAUAUUUUCGACAGUAAAUCAAGUUGAUAGAAAGAGACAGAUAGAGGUCGUAACGUCCCCUCGUUUCGUCUUUGUUUCUCAGCGCAUGCGCGUCACGAGAAGCGACUGCGCUUGCGCCUCUCUCAUUGGUGGAAAAUAGUGGCGCAAGCGCACGCGUCGCUAGAGAGAGAAAAAAGAGGGGACGUUAAGUACACUGUCUCUUUCUAUCUACCUGACGCUUCCACCAAUUCCUACCGUCGUUCUUUAUAUUUACAUCUCAAUAUUUUAGAACAAAAAAAUUUUUCUCUUCAAAUUUUUGCCUUAAAAAAUUUACAGUUUCAAGCUCGAUGACUUAAAAGAGAAAAAAGUAAACGUAAAAUAUUUCCAAUUCUUUUUCGAAUGAAAAACAGAAAGAAAAACUUUGCUUCACUCCAAUAGUGAUAUUUCAUUAAAUUGCGAUGACAAAUUUUUUUUAAUCAAGCACUGAUUGUAAAUAGAAAAUAGAAACAAAAUUAAAUAAUAAAAAUGUCACAAAACACUAUAUUACCAGUUUGAACAAAACAGUGUUCUUAAAAAAAAAAAAAAAAAAUCAGACUGUAUAAAAUCAAACCGAAAAUUGUGUUCUUAUCUCCUAUAAUUUUAAAUUCGUCAAUAAAAAAAUUUUUUAAUACGCGCUCCAAGAUUCAUUAUAAAAUCUUAUCAAAAGAAAAAUUAAUUUCACCCAAAGAAAGAUGAAUCUCAGAAAACGAAUCUCAAAAAAGAAAUAAAAUGAAUCUCACGAAGAAAAAAAAAUGUAAUCGAAUGUUUAUAAUCAUUACUCUGUUGGACAUAAAGAGAGACGUCGUGUUAAAUAAUAAAUUGUUAUCAUUUUCAAAUCAAAGUUCGCAAAUAUUAAAAUUUUUUAAUUUUUAGAUUAAUUGAAAAUCAUCGUAUAAAUAUUAAAAUAUUGAUAAUUAUUAUUAUGUUCGUUCCAAGUGCUCCAUAUGUCCAUCAAAGUGGUGAACGUAACUGAUUAUCAUACAGUUAUAGAACGGAAAUUGGAUUGCAUUUGUAAAUAAUAUUCAUAAUCGAUAACGUACCAUAAUGUAGAGAUGAGUUUUAUGAAAUGAAAUAAAAGAGAGAGAGAAAGUGUGAGAGCGAAAGAGAGUGAGAGAAAAAGUAUUGUAAAAAUAAUCUAUUGACGUAAAUAC
Leptopilina heterotoma is the source of this 4808-nucleotide messenger RNA. RefSeq names its product basement membrane-specific heparan sulfate proteoglycan core protein-like. NCBI's taxonomy places the organism in Eukaryota, Metazoa, Arthropoda, Insecta, Hymenoptera, Figitidae. The transcript has 8 exons. Gene Ontology annotation, cellular component: neuron projection membrane. The record is from RefSeq and is a predicted model, not a curated record. The coding region runs from base 1463 to 2395 and encodes 310 amino acids. Gene Ontology annotation, biological process: synapse organization.